AUGACUGACGCCUGGCUGCCUCUGCUGCUGGCUCUGCUCGCCAUCGCUGGAGGGGGUCUCGGAGCCGACACAGAGGAGCGGUUAGUGGAGCACCUCCUAAACCCUGCCCACUACAACAAACUGAUCCGUCCAGCGACUAACGGCUCCGAGCUGGUGACCGUGCAGCUCAUGGUGUCUCUGGCUCAGCUCAUCAGUGUGCACGAGCGAGAGCAGGUGAUGACCACCAAUGUCUGGCUCACGCAGGAGUGGCAGGACUAUCGCCUGACCUGGGUCCCAGAGGAGUUUGAUGGGAUGCUGAAGGUCAGACUGCCGUCCAAACAUAUCUGGCUCCCGGACGUGGUUCUGUAUAACAAUGCUGACGGAGUGUACGAAGUCUCCUUCUACUCCAACGCUGUGGUCUCCUACGACGGCAGCAUCUUCUGGUUGCCCCCGGCGAUCUACAAGUCAGCGUGCAAGAUCGAGGUCAAGCACUUCCCGUUUGACCAGCAGAACUGCACGCUCCGGUUCCGCUCCUGGACGUACGACCGCACCGAGAUCGACCUGGUGCUGCGGGCCGACGUCGCCAGCAUGGACGACUUCACUCCCAGCGGAGAGUGGGACAUCAUCGCUCUGCCGGGGCGAAGGAACGAAAACCCGGCCGACCCCACCUACGUAGACAUCACAUACGACUUUGUCAUCAGACGGAAACCUCUUUUUUACACCAUCAACUUGAUUAUCCCGUGCGUGCUCAUCACUUCGCUCGCUAUUCUGGUCUUCUACUUGCCGUCGGAUUGCGGUGAAAAAAUGACUUUGUGUAUCUCUGUGCUGCUUGCCCUGACUGUGUUCUUGUUGCUGAUCUCCAAAAUAGUCCCUCCCACCUCUCUGGACGUCCCACUGGUUGGGAAAUAUCUAAUGUUCACGAUGGUUCUAGUCACGUUCUCCAUCGUCACGAGCGUGUGCGUGCUAAACGUGCACCACCGCUCGCCCACCACGCACACCAUGCCGCCCUGGGUCAAGCUGAUCUUCCUAAACAAGCUCCCAGCCCUGCUCUUCAUGCGCCAGCCUCGAAACAGCUGCGAACGCCAGCGAUUGCGCCAAAGACGAAGAGCCCAGGAGCAGAAGGAGGGCGGGCGAGGGGGUGAGGUGGGCGGCUUGAUGGUUGGGCUAGGACUGGGGAACGCUGGGGGCAACGGGAGCUCCGCGUCCGCCGGAGUGUUCGGCAAGGAGGACAGUGACCCGUGCACGUGCUAUGUGAACCGGGCCACGGUCAAACAGUUCGGAGGCGAGCUGGGCGGGGCGGGGGGGUCCAUGGAUGGUCUGAACAGAGUGCGAGAGGCGAGAGAGGCGGCGCGGGGCAAGCAGGCGCCAGGGGGACCCGCGCUCACCCAGGCCUUGCUGGCUCAGGCCUGUCCCGGCUUCGAGGAGGCGGUGGAGGGCGUCCGUUUCAUCGCCAACCACAUGAGGAGUGAGGACGACGACCAGAGUGUGAGCGAAGACUGGAAGUACGUGGCCAUGGUGAUCGACCGCCUCUUCCUCUGGAUCUUCGUAUUCGUGUGCGUCUCCGGGACACUGGGAAUGUUCAUGCAGCCGCUGUUCCAGAAUUACACAGCCAAGACCAUCACCAGCACGCCGGGCUGA
This is a messenger RNA of Knipowitschia caucasica, 1617 nucleotides long. The record is from the annotation of a GenBank genome assembly. NCBI's taxonomy places the organism in Eukaryota, Metazoa, Chordata, Actinopteri, Gobiiformes, Gobiidae.